Molecule: messenger RNA, 3844 nt
Organism: Chelonus insularis
Lineage: Eukaryota; Metazoa; Arthropoda; Insecta; Hymenoptera; Braconidae
Gene: SMC3
Product: structural maintenance of chromosomes 3
Exons: 4
Coding region: 128-3739 (1203 amino acids)
Biological process (GO): mitotic sister chromatid cohesion
Cellular component (GO): mitotic cohesin complex; chromosome
Molecular function (GO): protein binding; ATP hydrolysis activity; cohesin loader activity
Source: RefSeq, a predicted model, not a curated record
UAUGUCUACCUGCCACUAAAUAACAACCACAAUAUUCGGAGCAGAUCAGUGAAACAAACGUUUUGUAUUGAGUAGAAGAUACUUAGAUAUUAAAGAAAAAAUGCUUAUUUAGUAUAAAUAUUUGACAAUGUAUAUUAAACAGGUGAUUAUUCAAGGCUUUAAGUCUUACAGAGAGCAAACUGUUGUAGAACCUUUUGACCCUCGACACAAUGUUGUCGUUGGCAGAAAUGGUUCAGGAAAGAGUAACUUUUUCUACGCCAUCCAGUUUGUUCUCAGUGACGAAUUUUCCCACUUGAGACCUGACCAACGUCAAGGACUUCUUCAUGAAGGUACAGGACCACGAGUAAUAUCAGCUCACGUGGAAAUUAUCUUUGAUAAUUCUGACGGACGAUUACCAAUCGACAAAGAUGAAGUUUAUUUACGAAGAGUUAUUGGCUCCAAAAAAGAUCAGUAUUUUCUUAACAAGAAAAAUGUUACCAGAAGUGAUGUGAUGAAUCUUCUAGAAUCAGCUGGAUUUUCAAGAUCUAAUCCUUAUUACAUUGUUAAGCAGGGAAAAAUUAAUCAAAUGGCUACUGCUCCAGAUUCUCAGCGACUUAAACUAUUGAGAGAAGUUGCUGGAACACGAGUGUAUGAUGAUCGACGUGAAGAAUCAAAAGCUAUUCUUAAAGAAACCGAAGGGAAGUUGGAAAAAAUUGAAGAUUUUCUUCGGACAAUUGAAGAAAGAUUACAAACAUUGGAAGAAGAAAAGGAAGAAUUGAGAGAAUAUCAACGAUGGGAUAAGCAAAGAAGGUGUUUAGAGUAUACAAUUCAUGAGCGAGAAUUGAAAGAAAAUAAAAGAAAGUUAGAAGAAUUGGAAGCUUCUCGUGCUAACAGUGGAGCAGAGCAGGCAAGACUUGGAAAAGAGGUCAAAUCUGCCCAAGAGCAAGUUCGAGCAGCGACAAAACGUCUGAAGGAGGCUAAAAAAGAUCUUCAGUCUGCCAAAGAAGAACGUGAUACCUUAAGUGCUGAACAACAACAGCUCCUUAAAGAGAAGACUAAGCUUGGUUUGACAAUAACAGAUUUACGAGAAGAAGUAACCGGUGAUAAUGACAGUAGAAAGAGAGCAGAACAGGAAUUGGAGAAAUUGAAAGCAACAAUUGCUCUUCGGGAGCAAGAUCUUGAGAAAAUAAAACCUGAAUACGAAGAAAUGAAACGCAGAGAAGAAGAAUACACAAGAUUAUUAGGAUUAAAAGAGCAAAAGAGAAAACAGCUUUAUGCUAAACAAGGUCGUGGCAGUCAGUUCACUAAUAAAGAUGAUCGAGAUCGAUGGAUUCAAAAUGAAUUGAAACAGUUAAAUAAACAGAUAAAAGACAAAGAAGAACAUCAGAGAAAAAUCAAAGAAGAUUUGGAAAAAGAUGCCAAGAAGCAAAAAGAUUUAGAGAAGAAAAUUGAAGAAGCCACUAGAGAAAUGGAAAAACAACGAGCUUCAAUUGAUGAGCAUAAUAAACAAUUGUAUGAAUUGACUAAGUUAAAAGACCAAUGUCAAGCUACGAGAAAAGAACAAUACAGAAAAGAAAGUGUUCUACAGCUAAAUUUAUCUGGUCUUAAGGAAGAUUUAGCUAAAGCAGAUCAAAGUCUACGUUCUAUGGCAGGUAAGCCUAUUUUAAAUGGGCGAGACAGUGUUCGUAAAGUUCUAGAUACAUUUCGUGAACGUCCAGAAAUGGCAGCAGAAGUGGAUCUUUAUUAUGGACCAGUAAUUGAAAAUUUUAAUUGUGAAAAGGAUAUUUAUAUGGCUGUAGAAGUAACAGCUGGUAAUCGAUUGUUUCACCACAUUGUAGAGACUGAUAAAUUUGGUACAAAAAUUUUGAAAGAGAUGAACAAUCAACGACUUCCUGGGGAAGUUACUUUCAUGCCUUUAAAUCGUCUUCAUGUAAAAGCUAUUAAUUAUCCACAGACCAAUGAUGCAAUUGCUAUGAUUUCUAAACUUAAUUAUGAUGCUAAGUUCGAUCGAGCUAUGAGAUAUAUUUUUGGAAAAACUCUCAUCUGUCGUAGUCUUGAAGUAGCCACAAAUUUAGCCCGUGAGUCGGGUUUAGAUUGUGUUACCCUUGAAGGUGAUCAAGUUUCUUCUAAAGGUUCUCUUACUGGAGGAUACUUUAAUACUCUUAAAUCUCGUCUAGAAAUCCAGAAGAUGCGUUCUGAAUUGUCUGAUCAAAUAACUGCUUUAGAGUCUGAAUUAUCAGGUCUCAGAGAUGAAAUUCGUCAAGCUGAUCAGAACAUUAGCACUUAUGUCACUGAAAUGCAACGGACAGAGACGAAAAAUAGUAAAGCUAAAGAUAUUUAUGAUAAAAUGAAGGCUGAAAUACGCAUGAUGAAAGAGGAAUUGAGUGCUAUUGAGAGAUACAGGACUCCUAAAGAACGGAGUCUUGCACAAUGUACCUCUAACUUAGAAGCAAUGAGAGCUACGAAAGAAGGUCUUGAAAGUGAGUUACACCAGGAUUUGAUGGCUCAAUUAUCCGUUGCUGAUCAACGUCAAGUUGAUACUCUUAAUGAUGAAAUAAGGAAUUUGACUAAAGAAAAUAAGGAAGCUUUUGCCAAGAGAAUGCGUCUGGAAGCUGAAAAAAAUAAAUUAGAAAAUCUAUUGACUAAUAAUUUACACAGGCGUAAAGAUGAAGUUAUUCAAGCUCUUCAAGAAAUUUCUGUUGAAGAUCGUCAAAGACAACUUGAAUCUUCUCAAGCAAAUUUAGCUGAUAUUGAAAAGAGAUUGGUCAAAGUUAGCGCUGAUUUUAAAUUGCAAAAUGAAAAGGUUGCUACAGCAUCUAAAAGACAGAAAGCUGAAGCUGCAGAAGUUGAAAAAUGGAAAGCUAAAGAGAAAGAAGUUCAAGAAAAAAUAGAAUCUGAUGCAAAGGACUUGGAAAAAUUAGCCAGUAAGCAGAAUAUUCUUCAGCAAAAAAUCGCUGAAUGUACUCAAAAAAUUACAGAACUCGGAGCUUUGCCUAGUCCUGAAGCUUACGAAAAACUGGGAUCAAUGUCAACAAAACAAUUAUUUAAAGAAAUGGAAAAAGCAAAUAAUCAAUUAAAAAAAUAUAGUCAUGUUAAUAAAAAAGCUUUAGAUCAAUUUACAUCAUUCAGUGAUCAGAAAGAAAAAUUAGUAAAGCGUAAAGAAGAGUUAGAUCGUGGUGAUGAAAAAAUUAAAGAACUCAUGAACGUUUUGGAGCAAAGAAAAUGUGAAGCGAUUCAGUUUACUUUUAAACAAGUUAGCAAGUAUUUUAGUGAAGUGUUUAAAAAGCUCGUACCUACAGGCCAUGCACAACUAGUUAUGAGAACAGCUGAUGGAGAUGAAGGAACAGAUGAUGUAUCAUCUGUAGCUGCAGAUUCUGAUAGAUUUAUUGGAGUAGGCAUUCGAGUUUCUUUCACUGGACAACGUGCUGAAAUGAGAGAAAUGAACCAAUUAUCUGGUGGACAAAAAUCUUUAGUAGCUUUAGCUUUGAUUUUUGCUAUUCAAAAAUGUGAUCCUGCUCCUUUCUAUUUAUUCGAUGAAAUCGAUCAAGCUCUUGAUGCUCAGCACAGGAAAGCUGUUGCUGAUAUGAUUCAUGAAUUAAGUGCUGAUGCACAAUUUAUCACAACAACCUUCAGACCUGAAUUAUUGCAACAUGCUAAUAAAUUUUAUGGUGUAAAAUUCCGCAAUAAAGUAUCUCAUGUAGAGUGUGUAACUCGUGAAGAGGCUGCUGACUUUGUCGAAGAUGACACGACUCAUGGAUAAAUAAUUAUAAAUAUUUAUUUUUAUUCACCUGUUUAAUUUUUAUUGAACUUUAUUAUGUACUAAAAUAUCAACAAUUACAUCAUAUUAAUCAUGGAUUAUAAAGUA